CCUCCAUCCAAUCACAGAGAAGUAGGUUACUCGGCGCAUGCGCGCUGCGCGGAGUGAUUUGUUGAUGUCCUGCUCGCUGGGCUUCAUUUAGGAUCAUUUUGGACUUUUGGGACGGUUUCGCGACUCGGUUCGACCCCGGUUCGGGGCUCCCCUGCUCUCUCGGCAGCUCAGUGACCCAGCGGUGUCUAUAUGAGGGGCUGAUGGAAGACACACGGGAUUUGGCUGAACGCACGCCACGUUCAGAGCGGAAGCGGCGAGACUCGUUUGGGAUGUUCGAUGGCUACGACAGCUGCAGCGAGGAGUCCACCAGCAGCUCCAGCUCGGAAGACAGCGAGGACGAGGUGGUGCCCUCCAUCCCCGCCAGCCUGCCCAUCAUCAAGAACAAUGGCCAGGUGUACACCUACCCCGACGGCAAGGCCGGAAUGGCCACCUGUGAGAUGUGCGGCAUGGUGGGAGUCCGCGAUGCCUUCUACUCUAAAACCAAGCGUUUCUGCAGCGUGUCCUGCUCCAGGAGUUACUCCUCCAACUCCAAGAAGGCCAGCAUCCUGGCCCGGCUGCAGGGCAAACCACCCACCAAAAAGGCGAAGGUCCUGCAGAAACAGCCUCUGGUGGCCAAGCUGGCAGCGUACGCUCAGUACCAGGCCAGCCAGCAGAACCAGGCCAAGUCCAAAGCCGUGGUCCCAGCGGAGAGCUUCGACUGGGGGAGGUAUAUCUGUAGCAAUAACACGGUGGGAGCGCCGGUCAGCUGCUUCAAACAUGCUCCCAUGGGGACGUGCUGGGGGGACAUCGAGGAGGGCGUGAGGAUCGAAGUGCCCAACUCCGACACCAGUCUCUCCACCAAGGUCUACUGGAUCGCAGAGAUCAUCAAGCUAGCAGGGUUCAAGGCUCUCCUGCGGUACGAGGGCUUCGACAACGACACCAGUAAAGACUUCUGGUGUAACCUCUGCAUCCCCGAGGUGCACCAGGUGGGCUGGUGUGCGUCCAGCGGAAAACCCCUCGUACCUCCCAAAAGCAUACAGCAUAAGUACUCCAACUGGAAAGUCUUUCUGGUGAAGCGUCUCACUGGAGCUAAAACACUGCCGCCGGACUUCAACACCAAGGUGCACGAAAACAUGCAGUUCCCCUUUAAGAAGCUGAUGCGCGUGGAGGUGGUGGACAAGAACUACCUGUGCCGGACGCGGGUGGCCCUGGUGGAGCAGGUGAUCGGGGGCCGCCUGCGGCUGGUCUACGAGGAGAGCGAGGACGGCUCCGACGACUUCUGGUGCCACAUGCAGAGCCCGCUCAUCCACAACAUCGGCUGGUCCCGGAGCAUCGGACACCGCUUCAAACGAUCCGACUUCACCAAGAAAUUCGAGGGUCAAAUGGACGCUCCUCCUCAGCUCUUCCCAAAGGUGCGAGACGUGGACCAGAGCUCGGACUGGUUCAAAGACGGGAUGAAGCUGGAAGCCAUCGACCCCCUCAACCUCUCCGCCAUCUGUGUAGCCACAGUCCGAAAGGUGCUGGCGGACGGGUACCUCAUGAUCGGCAUCGACGGCUCCGAGGCGGUGGACGGCUCCGACUGGUUCUGCUACCACGGCACCUCGCCCUCCAUCUUCCCCGUGGGCUUCUGUGAAAUCAACAACAUCGAGCUGACGCCCCCCAGAGGGUACACCAAGCUGCCGUUCAAAUGGUUCGACUACCUCAGAGAGACGGGCUCCCGGGCCGCCCCCGUCCGCCUCUUCAACAAGGAGGUCCCCAACCACGGCUUCCGGCAGGGCAUGAAGCUGGAGGCCGUGGACCUGAUGGAGCCGCGGCUGGUGUGCGUCGCCACGGUGACCAGGAUCAUCCACCGCCUGCUGAGGAUCCACUUCGACGGCUGGGAGGACGAGUACGACCAGUGGGUGGACUGCGAGUCCCCGGACCUCUACCCCGUGGGCUGGUGUCAGCUGACCGGGUACCAGCUGCAGCCGCCCGCCGCGCAGAGUAGCAGGGAGAUGCCGCAGUCGGUGCCCAAGCAGAAGAAGAAGGCUCAGCAGUACAAAGGCCAAAAGAAGAAGUCUCUCCUGAGGAUGAAGGAGGAGCCGGACGAGUUCACCUUCUCCCAGGGAACGUCGGACCAGGAGAGCAACGGCUCGGGCAGCUACUACAUCAAGCAGGAGCCCUGAGGGGCCGGGGGGCCCCGGGGGGCCCGGGGGGGCCCGGGGGGGGCCGCCGCCACCGGGAGGAGAGCCAGGAGCUCAAUAACACGGGGGUCAGUUCUUCUGAAGGGAGCGUCCCGCUGAACAGUGCGAGCGUGAGCCUGUGAGUGUGUGGGUGUGUGAGAGUGUGAGUGUGUGUGUGUGUGUGUGUGUGUAUAUGCGUGAGUGUGUGUGGGGUUCACAGCUGGCUGGGGCAUUAUCUUCCUCUCUGGUGUUCCUCGACCAAUCAGACGCCGACCGGACCGCCCCCUCCCCUCCCCCCUCCCCCCCUCAGAGACCUGUACAAACUGUGAGCCGCGUUAUUGAGCCAGGUCGCCCCUCGCCCCUCCCCCACCUGUGUGUGUUGGUGUUGUCUGGCCCGGGUCAGGGGUCAGAGGUCAGGAGCACAGCUGUGUAUAUUCUCUCCUUCUGUUCAUAGUACUUGAAGUUGUGUUUUCUUGAACUCUGGAGUUGUGUUGUUCUCUUCUUGGCGCUGAUUCCACAGCUGCUCGGCGUUCCUCAUCGUGUCUGUCGGGUUUGGGGGAUCGGGG
Salarias fasciatus (jewelled blenny) is the source of this 2707-nucleotide messenger RNA. RefSeq names its product MBT domain-containing protein 1-like. NCBI's taxonomy places the organism in Eukaryota, Metazoa, Chordata, Actinopteri, Blenniiformes, Blenniidae. Gene Ontology annotation, molecular function: chromatin binding; zinc ion binding. The transcript has 15 exons. Bases 201 to 2144 code for a protein of 647 amino acids. Gene Ontology annotation, cellular component: nucleus. The record is from RefSeq and is a predicted model, not a curated record. Gene Ontology annotation, biological process: negative regulation of DNA-templated transcription.